Molecule: messenger RNA, 819 nt
Organism: Aureococcus anophagefferens
Lineage: Eukaryota; Pelagophyceae; Pelagomonadales; Pelagomonadaceae
Exons: 2
Source: RefSeq, a predicted model, not a curated record
UGCUGGCUCGUGGCCGCGCGCGAGGCCAACGGCGCCAAGCCCGCGAGCUCCUUCGCCGUGACGCCCGGCGCGACGGGCGCGCGCACCGACGACGUCGCGAAGCCCGCGGCGGCCGUGGCCCUCGACCCGAAGACGGGCCUCCCGGCGCCGCUCGCGAAGAAGCGCGCCGCGAAGCCCGCGGCCGCGGCGCCGGCGCGGCCCGCGCCGCCGCCCUUCCCCGCCGCGGCCUGCCGCGACGUCCUCGAGCAGCUGCUGGCCGCGCGCGCCGCGGAGAUGGACCGCCGCGCGGCGCCCGCGGGCCGCAGCGUCGCCGUCGUCCCGGGCACCGCGGGCGCGGUGCGCUGGGCGAACGCGAACGACAAGGUCCACGUCUCCGCGCAGCUCGCCGAGGGCACGAAGCGGGGCCACGUCCGCGUCGACAUCUCGGCGACCCGCCUGGCCGUGAAGGUCGGCGCGCUCGUCGGCGGCGACUUCAAGCUCGCGACGCUCCUCGACGGGGCCCUGUUCCAGGACGUCGACCCGGCGGCGUCGUCCUGGACGCUCGUCGACACGGACCUCGGGUCCGCGGAGCUCCAGGUCACCCUCGCCAAGAAGCCGUACAGCCGCACAGCGGCCGCGCUGGACGCGCUGUCCAUCAAGGAAGACCCGGGCAGCACGCGCGCCGACCCGUCGAUCGAGGCGUGCAAGGUGCGCAGCCACAUGUCCACGGGCGACCCCUACGUCGCCGACGACGUCGCCGGCAGCUACCUGCAGAUGACCUGCGCGCGUAGCAACUUCCGCGCCGUCGGCUGGCGCGCGCACGACUUCCGGAAGCCCAUC